This is a messenger RNA of Kazachstania africana CBS 2517, 2133 nucleotides long. It is a transcript of the gene CDC9, whose product is annotated as DNA ligase (ATP) CDC9. Bases 1 to 2133 code for a protein of 710 amino acids. Gene Ontology annotation, cellular component: nucleus; mitochondrion. Gene Ontology annotation, molecular function: DNA ligase (ATP) activity; ATP binding; DNA binding. Lineage: Eukaryota; Fungi; Ascomycota; Saccharomycetes; Saccharomycetales; Saccharomycetaceae. The transcript has a single exon. The record is from RefSeq and is a predicted model, not a curated record. Gene Ontology annotation, biological process: DNA biosynthetic process; DNA recombination; DNA repair.
AUGUUGAAGCUACUCUGCUGUAAUAAGUAUCCCGCACAACGUUUGACGCCACUAGUAUAUAUAUAUUCAGGAAUAAUGUCCUCAAAUAGCAAGAGACAAGCAACUUUAGCUAGAUUCUUCACGUCAAUAAAACCUUCUGCAGACGAUCAGAAUUCAAAGACCUCCUCAUCUCCCGUGCCACCUCCGUCCAGUUCUUCGUCUUCUACCACAGCUAAUGGCUCUUCCCCAUUGAAAAAGCCCAAGUUGAGCCCAAUUGAGAGCUCGAAAACAGAUUCUUCUGAAACCACCGUUAAACAAGAGUUUGUAUGCGAUAUUCCUUACGCAGAUGUGUGUGUACUGUUCCAAGAAAUUGAAAACAUAUCUUCCAGAUUACAAAUUAUUAAACUUUGUUCUGAAUUUUUCACUAAAGCCAUGAAACAGAACACAGCAAACUUAAUCCCAUUGACGUACCUUUUCAUUAAUAAAUUAGGUCCCGAUUACGAAAUGGGACUGGAGUUGGGUCUAGGUGAAAAUUUACUAAUGAAAACAAUCAGUGAAUCCUGUGGUAAAUCAUUACAACAAGUUAAAUUGGAUUAUAAGGAUAUUGGGGAUCUCGGAACCAUUGCCAUGAACGCAAGAAAUGUCCAGCCAACUAUGUUCAAACCAAAACCUUUAACUGUCGGUUACGUAUUCCAAAAUUUGAAAUUAAUUGCCAAAUCAAGUGGUAAAGAUUCUCAACUCAAGAAAAUAAGAUUAAUUAAAAAACUUUUGACUGCUUGUAAAGGUAUCGAAGCCAAAUAUUUGAUCAGAUCUCUGGAAUCGAAACUAAGAAUUGGUCUCGCAGAGAAGAGUGUCCUUAUAUCCCUAUCCAAAGCACUAUUAAUCAAUGAAUACAACAAUACACUUGAUCCAGACAUGGAACUGAUUGAAAAAGCUGAACAAAAAAUCAGAGACGCCUUUUGUCAAAUCCCCAAUUAUGAAAUUGUUAUAAAUUCAUGCCUUAAAUAUGGUAUAAUGAAUUUAGAUGAACACUGUUCUUUAAGACCUGGUAUUCCAUUGAAACCAAUGUUAGCUAAACCAACAAAAACAAUAAUGGAAGUGUUUGACAGAUUUCAAAAUAUACAUUUUACUUCCGAAUAUAAGUACGAUGGUGAGAGAGCUCAGGUACAUUUGAUGAAUGAUGGAAGCAUGAGAAUUUACUCUCGUAAUGGCGAAAACAUGACCGAAAGAUAUCCUGAAAUUAAUGUAACAGAUUUUAUCAAGGAUCUAAACCUUACAAAAAGUUUAAUCAUCGAUUGUGAAGCAGUUGCCUGGGACAGAGAGGAAAAGAAAAUCUUACCAUUUCAGGUCCUAAGUACAAGAAAGCGUAAGGAUGUCGAUAUCAAGGAUAUUAAAGUUAGAAUUUGUUUAUUCGCAUUUGAUAUAUUGUGUCAUAAUGACGAAAAAUUAAUCAACAAGAGCCUAAGAGAAAGAAGGGAAAUCUUGCAUUCUGUAACAAGAGAAGUUCAUGGAGAAUUUACUUAUGCAAAAGAAUUAUCCACUAAUAAUUUAGAUGAAUUACAACUUUUCUUGGAUCAGUCUGUUAAGGAUUCAUGUGAAGGCUUAAUGGUGAAAGUCUUAGACGGUGAAGACUCGCAUUAUGAGCCAAGUAAAAGAUCCCGUAACUGGUUGAAAUUGAAAAAGGACUACUUAGACGGUGUUGGUGAUUCUUUAGAUCUUUGCGUUCUUGGUGCCUUUUAUGGAAGAGGUAAGCGUACUGGUACAUACGGUGGAUUCCUGUUAGGCUGUUACAAUCAAGAUACAGGUGAAUUCGAAACAGCAUGCAAAAUUGGUACAGGGUUUUCAGACGAAGUGUUACAGUCCCUAUAUGACAGAUUGAAGAGUACGACAAUCGAUGGCCCUAAAGCCACAUACAUCUACGACUCCAGCGCCCAACCAGACGUUUGGUUCGAGCCAACUUUGCUGUUUGAAGUUCUUACUGCAGAUCUUUCCAUGUCACCAAUUUACAAAGCAGGUGCAUCAACCUACUCGAAGGGUAUCUCAUUGAGAUUCCCAAGAUUCAUCAGACUUCGAGAAGACAAAUCCGUCGAAGAAGCGACUUCUUCCGAACAGAUAAUAGAACUGUAUGAAAACCAAUCUCACGUAGCCAAAUAG